Messenger RNA from Arctia plantaginis, 603 nucleotides. The record is from the annotation of a GenBank genome assembly. Lineage: Eukaryota; Metazoa; Arthropoda; Insecta; Lepidoptera; Erebidae.
AUGAGUAAAUUGCUAAAUAACACAAACAAGUCGCCGUUACUGUGUUCAUGCACGAGUCGGUCGACGUCGAUCAUCGCUUCGUCCGUGACACCUAAACGAGCGAGCAGCACCUCUGCUAUCUGCUGGUUUGAUAAGGCGCAUUUAUCAGCGGGCCUCGACGCGGGAGACCGACGACAUGAGAGCGGCUGCGGUCGGUUGUUGGGUAGCGUAUGCCGGAGUGGCGGACAGAGGCAGGCAUGGCAGAGUCGUCGCCGCACAUGUUGCGGAACGUGCAACGGAAGGGAGCGGGGGGCGGGAGCGCCAGGGACGGCGACGGCUCACCGCCACCGGCAUGUCUCACGCACACACCCGCAGCGCCCACACGACGCCCGCGCCCGUGGAGCGUCACUACGCCUUAUCGCAGCCAUCUUUAAACGAGCACAGUGCACGCCACCCGCCACUCGGUACGAAUUCCAUUUGAGAACGCUGUUGCUACGAUGGUCGUCGACGACCGACCGCAGCAAUCCUUUCAUUAUAAGCGACGCGAGCGGUGUGCAUCGAGUGACAGCCUGCUCCAAGGUCGUGUUAAUUACCAGUUGGAUUGGUGACAGUCAUGCUCGUUAG